AGCAGGGCCGCUAUAAAAGGGACCGGAGAGGGACCGGAGACACCAAGAAGUCAGGAAAGAAGUGAGAAGAAGCUCAGCAUCCGCAGGAAAUAAAAUGUGUGACACAGCAGUUGCGACCCCCGUGGACAAGAAGGGCCCCCCUAAGUUCAAGCAGAGGACCGCACGCACCUUCAAGAGCAAGGCCCCCAAACCUGGCCAGAAGGGGUUUGGAGAUGACAUCCCUGGCAUGGAGGGUCUGGGCACAGACAUCACGGUGGUCUGUCCCUGGGAGGCCUUUGGGGACAUGGAGCUCAGUGACCUGGCCAAGUAUGGAAUUGUCUAGAAGGAAUCUAGAAGGACACUACAAUGAUUCUAGAAGGACUCAAGAAGGAAUCUUCCCGCGUGUUUCUGCCAUGGACCACCUCAAACACGUCCUCUGCUCGAACCCUGCACUCCAUCCAGCGACCCACUGCACCCCCGCACCACCUGAUGGUUGAUGUCCUCCACACAUAGGACUCAUGCACACUUUGUGUAGACCUCACACUUCUCACUCUACAUACUUACUGUACUCUACAUACUUAUUGUACUGUACAUGAAUACUUCAAUACUAUUAUACCUUCUGAUAUUUAUACAUAAUAUUGUACUGUAUGAUAAUACAUCAAUAUUAUAGUACUGUAUGAUAUUGAUACAUAAAAUAUUAUAGUACUGUAUAUUGAUACAUAAAUAUUAUAGUACUGUAUGAUAUUGAUACAUAAAUAUUAUAGUACUGUAUAAUAUUGAUACAUAAAUAUUAUAUAUAGUACAGUAUAAUAUUGAUACAUAAAAUAUAGCACUGUAUGAUAUUAAUACAUGAAUAUUACAGUACUGUAUAAAGCAUAAGAUCAUCAUCACGUGAUCAUUUUGGAGCAGGAUUGCGUCCCGAACCCUUUCCUCUUUUUCCCGCCUUUAUCGCUGCAUGACCCCUGACCCCUGACCUCCUGGGACCUCUGACUUACUGUACAGAUGUUUGUGAAAGAUACAUUUCUAUUUUUAUGAGCGACUCCAUGAAUGACAUCAAUAAAGUUUGGUGUUCCCCGAAA
Messenger RNA from Entelurus aequoreus (snake pipefish), 1058 nucleotides. RefSeq names its product retinal cone rhodopsin-sensitive cGMP 3',5'-cyclic phosphodiesterase subunit gamma-like. Gene Ontology annotation, cellular component: photoreceptor outer segment membrane. Gene Ontology annotation, biological process: positive regulation of epidermal growth factor receptor signaling pathway; positive regulation of G protein-coupled receptor signaling pathway; visual perception. The transcript is spliced from 3 exons. The coding region runs from base 95 to 322 and encodes 75 amino acids. Lineage: Eukaryota; Metazoa; Chordata; Actinopteri; Syngnathiformes; Syngnathidae. Gene Ontology annotation, molecular function: cGMP binding; 3',5'-cyclic-nucleotide phosphodiesterase activity. The record is from RefSeq and is a predicted model, not a curated record.